UCAGUUAAGAAUAUUAUAGAGAGAGCUGAGCUCACUUGGGUGUUAUGCUGACCAAACAAGUGGACUGAUAUAAAGCCAAAUCAAGUCGGCUACUAGAUGUCCAAACUGUCGUGUCUAUCUACUUAUGAUGUCCGAACUACAUACAACUAACUAUAUAUAAAGAUAGUCAAGAAAUCCCAGCAAAUGGAUUUAGAUUGUACCUUGAUACUAUGAAUCUAAAUGUUGACAGUCUUUUUUUUUAAGCGUUUGGAUUUGUAGGUUUUAAUUUAAUAUUACACAAAGCUUAAGCAAAAAAAAAAUCAUAUUAAUUUGAUCAAAUAACAUCUUUUAGUUAAGGUUAACUGGUCAAGGAUCUCUCGGUUGUUUUUUUUGUUCAAACUGAAAUUUUAUUCAAAAAAAAACUUAAAGUGGGUUCAAACUGAAAUUUCAUUCAAAAGGAUCUCUCGGUCGUUAUUUUCACUUAUUUCAUAGAAGAUUUUUCCUUUUCACAAGUUCUGGAAAUCCAAAUUCUGUUCAAAACAAUAUUUUUUCCCUCAAAGCAAAGAUUGCUAUCAGAUCUUCUCCUAUUAUAGAGAUACCCUAAAAAGAUAAGAAUUAUUUUGUGGAUAUUUUUCCUUUUUAAUUAAUUAGAAAUCAUUCAUUGUUUUGGCAAAAAAUAAUAAUGUCACAGUAAAACUCAUAUUUCAUGUAACAAGUCAAAUAUAAAUACCUAACACAUGUAGUGUAGAAACAUACAAAAAAAUAAAUGUCCAAAAAGUUUUAGUCGGUCUCCGAAAUAUAGCAGACUAAACAAAUGAACAAUCUCCUGAUAGUGCUGACUCUUCUGGGCCUAUGUAUCAGCUUAAGCAAUGGUUUUGACAUGCUAGGAGGAAGCAAAGUCACGUUCAGCAACCAGUUGGAACACAGCAAACUCCUCAAGGUUCUUUGUGACAAUGACGAAGGGGAGCAGCUUGUGAAAAUUGGCAAAGAAUACGAGUUCACUUUUGGUGAUAGCAUUUUCAAAACGACCCGUUACUCGUGUAAAAUGGACCAAGGUCCUAAUUUCAAACAUCACCAAGAGUUUGUGGCGUAUGACGCUUCGUGGAGCAAAGCUCUUGAGGCUACAUGUAAGUGGAUUGCUAGAGAAGAUGGUAUCUACUUUUCUCAAGAUGGAAACCCUCCUCUGAGGAGAUAUGAGUGGGAUGGUCCUCACCUCCUCAAAACCUAGAAUUAUAUAUCUUGGGUUGAUAUCUCUAAUCUUUGUAUCGUAUGAGAAAUUGAUUAUUAUAAUAUGUUAUUAUGACA
This is a messenger RNA of Brassica napus (rape), 1284 nucleotides long. Its product is annotated as S-protein homolog 9. Bases 794 to 1207 code for a protein of 137 amino acids. The record is from RefSeq and is a predicted model, not a curated record. NCBI's taxonomy places the organism in Eukaryota, Viridiplantae, Streptophyta, Magnoliopsida, Brassicales, Brassicaceae. The transcript has a single exon.